UGACGGUCACAUGUGCGCCUGUGUUUAGUUUCACUUCCGCACUACUGUUGUCUGUACCUCGUUAGCCUCUUUGAUGCUUCUUUUUCACACAUUUGGAGGAAAAGCGCGUUUAUUAUCAAGGAGCGUGCAGCUAACAAUGUUAAUUUAAAUCUCCAGAGUACAUACAUAUUUACUUUAUUGUAUCUGCAUAACAACAAAGCAGCUUUAUUGCUUUAUUAAGUAAACCAGGAAGCGACGUUAGCGCGAGGAAGCUCACUACAUCAUCAACGUUGACUACAUGUUUUAACAAAACUGUAACUAUCACACAAGCUGUUACCACUUUACAGUUUAAGAAGUCAUGAAGGUGAACCAUCAAGGUGGAGGUCCCUUCCUGCUGUGGACUCUGGUUGUGCAGCUGGUCUUGUGUGGGAGUGGGGUGUACGCCACGGACGGCACCAAGAAAUGUAAGCUGUUAACGGAGUCCGUCUCAGAACGGGAAGUCCUCAAUCGACUAGAGCCACUCGCCCAUAAAAACUUUACAGCAGUGACCAAGAAUGGAUCUGAGAGUUACACAUAUGUGUUCCAGUUGUGUGGGGACGCCGCGGGUAUUCCUGGAGCUGGGGUUGUUCAGCUCGACAGCGGGAAAACGAAAAGUGAUCCAACAGUGAUUGGCUUGUAUACUGCUACACAGGCCAUUGGAGGAAGUGACUGGGUGAUGUUGAUCUACAGAGACGGCGACAAAUAUGAUGCCCACUGCUCCAAGGAAACGAGGAAAGCCAUAAUCAUGAUCUCUUGCGACAGGAGAAUAACCUCGGACCAGAUGAAGGUGGUGCUGGAGGACAGGCAGAGGACGCAGGACUGUUUCUACCUGUUAGAGCUGGACUCCAGUGCAGUGUGCCCACCUCUUGAGUCCCACAUUAGCACUGGCUCCAUAAUACUCAUCAUCGGUUUUUGUCUUCUGGCUGUUUAUUUAAUGGGAGGUUUCCUUUACCAACGACUGAUUGUUGGAGCCAAAGGGAUGGAGCAAUUCCCAAAUUAUACUUUUUGGGUUGAAGUUGGCAAUCUGACAGCGGAUGGUUGUGACUUUGUGUGCCGGUCACGAAAUCGGGAGGAGGCCCCGGCUUACAGCGGUUUGGCCACAGAGCCUUUAGAAGAAGAGCCAGAGGAGAGAGACGACUACUUACUGCCCAUGUGACCUCAAUAUGUCAAAAAUGGGACAUAAAUUUUCACUGCGUGACACAGUUUACUCUUUCACAGGUUGCUGUUAGACACAAGUCUUGUUUUUCUUGUGCUGGUUUAGGUUAGGACCUGUCAACACUUUGCGUGUAUUCCAGACCUGUGCCUACGGCAACUACUGUGUACUCUGUUUGUCACUUAAGAGGGCAUGUCACUCAUAGGGCCGACAGACUUGUCUGCUCCUUCUAACCCGUGCAUUACAUUCAGCUGUUUGAUGUCAAACAAAUGAGUGAUUCAUCCGAGAUUACAAAGUGACAAAGAGUGAUUCUUCCGUGGAAAUUUGGCAAAAAACGGUGAAGUUAAGAAGUAAUUUAAUGACCUAUUGCUCAUCUUUUUCUGCUUAGCGAAUGAUUGAUUGUUAUUUGAUGUUGGUGCAGGUUGCAACAAGCUGUUUUUGCUGCAUCAUGGUUCUGCACUGACAGUUGCAGGUUACAAAACACACAAGCGCUUUUGCGUGAGCAAUUUGGCUUUAAUCUUUGUUUGUUUUUGUGUUUUUUAAAAGUUGGAGAAGUAAUAUAAGAAUGCUAAUGUUUCAUUUUAAGUUCUGUGACUGUGCUGACAGCCUUGCUGCAAAAGUGGAAAUCACUGCAGAAAACAUAGCUUGACUGAAUUUGAUUUUUAGUCGUUUUCCUUUCUCCCGGAUUAUAGGGAAACGCUUCUACAUCAAUGCUAUUAUCUCCCUGAAAUGUUUAGCACUGCCUGCUUCCUGACUAAAAUCUGAGCUUGACAGUUAUAACUAACCAUCGUCUUAUAUAUAUUUUUUUUCAGAAAGGUCAACAAUGCCGUUAAAUUGAUGUUAAACUUACAAAUUUGGUGUUUGAAGCAAAGCAUCCAACUAAAAUUCAACAUUGAAUUCUUUAACUCACUAUUUUUUUUGCUUGAAAAUGCUACUGCACAGUAGACUUCAAGAACAGUGACAGCAAAAUACCAAUAUUUAUAAUAGCAAAGAUAUUUAAUAAUAAAUAUUAUAGUGGGUAAACUCCAAAUACACAUACACUAACAUUAUGAAGAGUAGACUGUCUUUAGACCAAAUGUUAUGGCCGCUUCACGCCUGAUGCUUUGCUUCUUUAGUAGUGUGGAGCCGAAAUGAAAACACUUAAUUUGGUAGUUAAGUUAUUACGGUUGUAUAAAUGUUACAGCUCUGAGGAUAUCAAUAUUGAGGAUUGUAAUGACGGCGAAAUUAUGUUAAAGUUUCUGUUGUGAUAAAGUUACUAUAUUGUCAGUGUGAGGACUUAGGUUUGUUUGUUUGUUUUGUUUUUGUCAUUUGCUUUUUGUGUUUAUUAGGUUGAAAUUUCUUUGCUUAGUUUGGUGAAACAACUCCUGGAUCACCAUCUGGUGAAAAGAGUUACUCCUGUGGUUGUACUAAACUGAACAACCUGUAGAGUAACAUACUAGCCUGUUUGGUUCAAGGAUGAUUUCAAGCCACCAACAUUUGUGUUUGUUUUCUGAUUCCAUCAAAAAAUAAAAUAUGAACGUAG
Cottoperca gobio is the source of this 2693-nucleotide messenger RNA. It is a transcript of the gene m6pr, whose product is annotated as mannose-6-phosphate receptor (cation dependent). Gene Ontology annotation, molecular function: protein domain specific binding. The transcript has 7 exons. The coding region runs from base 338 to 1174 and encodes 278 amino acids. Lineage: Eukaryota; Metazoa; Chordata; Actinopteri; Perciformes; Bovichtidae. Gene Ontology annotation, biological process: protein targeting to lysosome. Gene Ontology annotation, cellular component: Golgi apparatus; endosome; trans-Golgi network. The record is from RefSeq and is a predicted model, not a curated record.